Messenger RNA from Bubalus bubalis (water buffalo), 1052 nucleotides. RefSeq names its product olfactory receptor 52J3-like. The coding region runs from base 117 to 1052 and encodes 311 amino acids. Gene Ontology annotation, molecular function: olfactory receptor activity; G protein-coupled receptor activity. Lineage: Eukaryota; Metazoa; Chordata; Mammalia; Artiodactyla; Bovidae. Gene Ontology annotation, biological process: G protein-coupled receptor signaling pathway. The record is from RefSeq and is a predicted model, not a curated record. Gene Ontology annotation, cellular component: membrane. The transcript has a single exon.
CAUUAACUUUAAUAAUAAAAAUAGAGAUAAAAAUUAAACCUACUGGUGUGAGUUUUUAUCACUCUUAUUUUCACUUCCAGAGAUGGUCAACUCUUUGUCUUCUCAUCAAUGACAAGAUGCUCCACACCAACACUUCCACUUUCCACCCAGACACCUUUUUCCUUGUAGGCAUCCCAGGACUUGAGGAUGUCCAUGUCUGGAUCUCCCUGCCUUUUUGCUUCAUUUACUUAAUGGCUCUGCUGGGCAAUGCUACCAUUUUGCUGAUUAUCUGGUCUGACCACACUCUGCGGGAUCCCAUGUUCUACUUUCUAGUCAUCUUAUCAGCCAUAGAUCUGGCCCUCUCCACAUCUGCAGUGCCCCGGAUGCUGGGGAUAUUCUGGUUUGAUGCACAUGAGAUUAGUUUCUCAGCCUGUGUGGCUCAGAUGUUCCUGAUACACACCUUUACAGGAAUGGAGUCUGCAGUUCUGCUGGCGAUGGCUUUUGACCGCUACGUGGCUAUCUGUGCACCACUCCACUACACAACCAUCCUGACGCCACGAGUACUAGCAGGCAUUGGUAUUGGUAUUAUAAUGCGCCCAAUUCUACUCAUGUUUCCCAUUCUUUACUUAACCCAUCAUCUGCCCUUCUGUGGGGCUCGAAUUAUUGCCCACUCCUACUGUGAGCACAUGGGAAUCGUCAAGUUGGCCUGUGCCAGCAUUAGGAUUAAUGCCAUUUAUGGACUUUUUGUGGCUUCUUUUCUCAUUUUGGAUGUGGCACUGGUUGGAAUUUCUUAUGCCUACAUCCUCCAUGCAGUUUUCCGCCUCCCAUCUCGAGAUGCUCGCCACAAAGCCCUGAAUACGUGCGGGUCCCAUGUAGGGGUCAUGUGUGUUUUUUAUAUACCUUCCCUAUUCUCCUUCCUCACCCACCGUUUUGGCCAAAAAAUUCCACCUUACGUUCACAUCCUUGUUGCGAAUCUCUAUGUGGUCAUUCCACCUGCCCUCAAUCCUAUUAUCUAUGGUGUGAAGACAAAGCAGAUUUGUGCACAUGUGAGUCAUGCUUUCAGCUCAAAAUAG